AGAGUCGUCUCUCAAAAAUGCGUACGUCGUUGUACUGAGAUCCCAAAACUCUUUAUACAACAAUCUUUGCUCCUCUUGUCUUUCUGAUACUAAGUCCUUAUCAGUCUCCGAAAAUCUUCACAUCAUGGUGAACGACGACUCGUUGUGCCCAAACACAAACUGCCCGUCGGUAGUACUAGAAGUGCGAGAAAAUAAGCAUGAAGUUUUCCGUUCGCUCCCACGCGUACGGGGUGCUGCAGCGAGCGCUGGGAAACGAGAAGCGAGUCUCGCUUUUCGUUCGCGAGGUGUUGGCAUCCAAGCACGUUCACAUUCGCGAAGAUUUGCCUUCGUGCAUUCUGAGCGACCUGUGUCGUGCGGGGUACCAGGAUCACUGCCACUUCUUGAUCCUCGCCUGGGAGAUAUCCUGAGUAAAAACUGCGAACGUCCCCACCCCAGGGUUUGCAAGAUGAGAAAUCUGUAGGACGCAAGACGAGAACUCGAGAAAUGGUUGCUGUUUUGCAUGACAAGUUCGACCUCGUAGUCGAGUCGUUUGUAGCUUGUGCAGAAACAUCACAAAUUACCGUCUUAUCCUCAUGCUGUUUCUAGAGCAUGACAAACUUCAGAUAAAGUCAGAAAAUGCAGCUCGUGCUGGAGAUCAUGCCUGCGUACUAGGAGAAACAUUUUAGGCAGUUGCGGACCCGCACGACAACUCUGGUGCGGUGGGAACGUUUUCACACGGGACAGGAGAGGCGAAAGGCGCUCUUUGUUUGGUCUCGACCAGCACAACGUCGACUCGAGCCUCGUUUUCCUUUCGCGCAGCUUCUUACAGCCCACUACCAGGAGCUGCGCGACCACACGUGGGCGCCCCCAGGUUGCAAGCACGGGAACUGUGCGGGACUCUUGGCCAACGUGGUUGCGAGUAUCGUUGUCGCCGACCACCACGGUGCGUCGACCACUGGAGUCGCAGGUGACAGCAGCGCACGUAGGGAGGUCGUGGGCACUUGCUUCAUUGCGGAUGGAAAUAAAGAUGCGACUUCAUUUUAUUCCCAGCCGGUUCAUGUUGCUGUUUUCGCGCGGCCUUCUACUAAUAAAUCGGCGCCCCCAUUGCAGCUCGCGGGAAAGCGUCUCGUGAUGCAGUGCGCGCGUUUUUUGGUCGUGUGCCUGGGGAGUAGAAGUGGUACGCUGGAUGAACAUGCAGAUGGGCCGCAUGAAGCAGUGAAUGCUUACGCGCUUGUCGCGAAUGCGCUCCGCAAAUUGCAUGUCUCGGACUUCUUCAAGAACAUCGAAGGAGUGGAGUUCCUGUCCCAAAUCCGACACCUUUUGGAGAGACACGCGGGCGAGCUGCGAAGCCGCACAGAUUUUUGUUUUCCCCCGGCCCCUCGCUGCUGGUACUAUGACGACGGCGUAGGACCACGAUCCACUGGUGGAGGUUACGGUAGCAGAGUGCAAGCACAAGAAGAACAUCAUGUACUACCUCGACCGCCUGUCUCCUCCGCUGUGCUAGCCAUGCUUGCGCACGCGUUUCCGGACGCGGAGCUCUGGGGCAACGGACCACUGCAGGAUCUGAUUCUGCAUUCGCUGCUGGCCUGCAGCAGCUCCGAGGAAGCCGCGUGGUCGCCGGAAGAGCUGUGCGCGAUAUGCGACGCCGCCUCGCGAAGACCUCGAGAGCGAGCUAUUGUGUUUGAGAUCGUGCUGGGAGUGCUGCGGGAGCGGCUUUUGCGAGGUUCAACUGGGGUAUCCUGAGUAAAAACGUACCCACCCCAGAGUUGUAAUGCAGAUCUGCAAGCACAAGAGCGCUUGUAAUGCGCAUCCCCAUGAGAAGAAUUUCCUAUCGUGUUUUGGAACUUGCAAUGCUAUAAACAGGAUAAGGAGAUGGAUUUGUGAUGCGGCUUCUUUUGCUAAACUGCACUACACUACAGCCUGCAAUUUGUCAUGCGCGGUUCCCAAAACUUCAAGGUUUGUGUUGCAAAAUCCCAAAAACUUAGACUUUUUUUUCUUGUGAGUGGGGAGAAGUCCUUGCAUGAAGUCCUAGUUAAGACGCAUUUGCAUAAGCUGCUCCAGGUCAGGGCAGAAAUCAUGGACAAAAGUGCAGAGGGAGCAUAGGCGUUCUACUUGUAUGAAGCGUGAUAGGCCGUGCCUGAAGGUUUCGAUUCAAAAAAGAUUCUGAAUGCGCGCGGUACUAAACAUUCAGGCGGGUAGCAACGUCCUCUUUAUUAUGAUAUGCAUAUAUGAAAAGACUCCAGCUGCAUUUUUGAAAGUGCAGCUAGGUAUGAGCACUGGCUUGGAAUGGCAGAUAUGUAUGGGCAGACAUUGUUCGGGCUUUGAAAUGAGAAGCGUCUUAGCAACAAAAGGACGAGACUUCUAUUGGCUAUUGGGAUCCAAAGAAAAGGAAGAAGGGGAGGCGAGUAGCAAGACUCGAGGGCUGGACGGGACAGGUAUUGACGUGGAAGCGCUCUGCGCCUGACCACGUCACACAUAGCAACAGAGAUCAAACGGGCGCCGCGAUUCCAAAGCGUGCCGAUGUUGCUAUCUGGGACAGACAUGCAGUCGCAUCGCACAACCGGGAGAAAGUAGAUUUUUUUGCAUGUGGGUAGCCGUGUAUAGAGGCCGAAAUCCCCUCCCGCAUUCAAAAAAAAAAAAUCCCCAUCUGGACUCUGGGGUGAGGACGUUUUUACUCAGAAUAUGGGGCACACGUUCAACAUCUUCCAAGAACUGCGCGAUCGGCACAAGAUGGUCCGAGUUCAUCUACUUCCGUGGUAUUUACAACUACGUGCAAAUAGAAUUGAGUUCUCUUUGUUUUUCGACUUGCUUGUUUCUGGAGAUCCUUCUUCGAUUGCUAGUGCAAAAACGGCAAGACGCCAUUCCGCACAUCCAUGCAUCGAAAUCACAUCUGUUCUUUGUCCGAACACAUUCUCGCAAUGAUCGCAGCACGAAAAUUAUGCACUAGAAGAGUAAAUACUUUUCCGAUAGUUGGAAUGUGAUGAUAAACGUUUAACCCUCUUGCUUAGGCCGAUUUGGGCUGUUGCAGAGAAACCUAACAAUCACCAUCUUUCGUCUGACACGACUCCUUGUCAUAACUAGACAUCUGCUACAGAACGAGGAAAGAUCAUCAAAUACAAUACAAUGUUGGUCAAGAUUCAUUCCGACGGAAAUGAUCGUCGGUAGUGGACCGGCACGCGGCACGAAUUAUUUUUUGCGAAACUGCAAAGAGAUCUAGUUCUAGAUCAAGAGUGCGCCUGCAGGUUUUUGCGGUUUAUAUAAGAUUUCAACAACUGAUGAGAACACGAAGUACACAGGAAUUCCUCGUUUCGCUUAGGGAGGAGCCCUGCUCCUGUUCCCGAUGGCGAUGAAACACUCAAAUUGUCUGGACCUCUGAUGCGAUGAAAAACCGAGUUUUGUUGUAGAACCUCUUUCUUUGUGCAUUGUACAGCUUACGAUCAUAUUUGGAAGCUGCUGCACAAGUGUUAGUCUUUAUCAGUUGCACGGGCUUAGAAGAUCGUCCGCGCAACAUGGCACUAGUACAUCACUUCCGAGAUGAUGAGAACACGAAGUACACAGGAAUUCCUCGUUUCGCUUAGAACUUCGGUUCAAUGGCGGUGAACACUCAAUAAUGUCUGGACCUCUGACACGUCGGAAAUAGUGGCUCAUCUAGUGCAUCGUGUAGUUGUAUAGCGUGUAUGUACGACUACAAUAUCCUUUUCACAAAUGCGACGAAAACUUUCUCGUCCCGUAUAGUCUUCUAAAAAUGGUUCAGGUACUGCAACGACAUUCGCAGAUUCCGGCGGAGGAGGAUGAAAAUUUGUUCACAAGAUCUUCAAGAAUGCACAACGAGGCGGAGGCAUGUGGAGGACAACGGGGAGUUUGGACGGCCCGCUCGGUUGCAAGCCUCCUUCGAGCGUUCUGCAAAGCAGGUUCUUCAACAGGUUUACCGAGGCGCACAAACAACUACACUGAACAGGACGAGACUUCUUCUAGAAGCACGACAACCCGCGGAAACAACAUCGCCCAAAGGCUUUAUGGAGAGAGGCUUGCAAACAUCCUCGCGGCUUCGAAACUGCUCGACCGCGUUUCAUGGGAAGACAGUUCAUCUGAACUCAGCGUCGCGAUUCAUGCAAUCGGGAAACUCCCGAGAGGACGAGGUGAUUUUGGUGGGAAGCAAGCAGACGAAGCCCCUGGAGGCGCCCUUGACCGCCUACUGGUCAGCCUGUUGCGGAAGUUUUGCCAGCCAUCGCCUCGCGUCGCCUGGGCGGUGCGCGACUGGGCGAAUGUAAUGGAUGCAGUGUCCUUUCGUCUCUCACGACUGAUUUUUUUGCCAAACAAGCACGUGGAACGAGGACCACAACUACAUGUUGAUCCUGUAAUAUCGAAGAGCGGGGACAUGAGAGAUGAAGCUCCAGAACAUCAAGGCCUUCGCCAUAUUUCUAAGCCCUUCCGAACUUCUGUGCUCCGCUUCAUGCAGCUCACACACGAAGCUAUAGUCUGUUGCAGUUCGUCAUGCCGCGGCAGAAGACCGAGAGAGCUGGAAGAGGGAAAUACUGUGGACCGUAAUUCUCCACCUCCUCGCGCUGCGGUAGAACUACCUGGGACCACAGCUGCUUUGGCGGCGCUACACGGUCCUUGGCAAAUUCAGGACUGCAUGGCGGGUCUCGUUGGUGUGGGCCGUCUGGAGAAUGCGCUGGCGGGGGAAGAGGAGGAAGACAGCAAAGUGAAAAUACGCCGAAAGAUAAGAGGACCAGCAGACUACCGCGGCAACGACUUUUCAUUUCGCGCGUCGACGAAGCGGCUGGAAGUGUUCGAAUGUCUGCUUCAGCGGCUGCGGUUCCAUGUGCACGAGUUGAAGUUUUCACAGCUGUCGGACGUGUUUGUGGCGGCCGGAAAGCUCCGCGCGCGUUCUGUGCCUGUCGUCGAGUGUUUGUAUAAGCAGUUCUUGCCACGCGUGGAGGAACAGGUGUUGGCGGCCGUUUCAAGCGGCGCGCCGAGGUCUUCGUGUGACGUGGAAACGUGGAAGUGCGCCGUGGUGAACCUGCUCUCUGCGCUGUCCAAGUUGCGCCACGACGAGUCAAAACUCGCAGUACCUCAGCACCGUGGGAACAAAAAGGGUGUAAUUUCGAGCUGGUCUGCGUCGCAGGGCGUGGCGCGGUUGCUUGUUACGGCCUGCUUGAAGACAACGUCACGGAACCACGGGAAGGGUCGUCCAGGAGCAGGGUUGCUAAAGCUAUCCCGGGCGGAUCGCGAGCAGAUUCGUAAGUCCUGUAUGAGAUUGGGACUGCUCACCGCUAAGACGGCGCCUUGCGUUUCAUUGGAAGACCUUACUUGCUAAACGCGUCGUUGUACAGCAUCAAGAAAGUAGAAUUAUUGAAAAAUCAGGUGAGCAACAUCCCGGACGGUAAACUUCAAAACUAUGUGUAGCUAU
Molecule: messenger RNA, 5392 nt
Organism: Amoebophrya sp. A120
Lineage: Eukaryota; Dinophyceae; Syndiniales; Amoebophryaceae
Source: the annotation of a GenBank genome assembly